GCUACUAUCGCGUUAAUUAUGAACUAACAAUGUGGCAAAGAAUCGCCUACUAUUUAAAUUCUGACAAUUAUAAAAACAUACAUGUUCUCAAUCGUGCUCAAAUUCUUGACGAUGCAUUUCAUCUUGCAAUAGAAGAAAAAACAUUAAGUUUGUCUACAUUUUGGAAUCUUAGCCAUUACCUGUCGCGAGAGACAGAUUAUGUAGCAUGGUACCCUAUGAUCAAAGCUUUUGAAUAUAUGUCAAUUUUUAUUCCAUUUUCGGAAAUUGGACUAGAGGAAGAGAUGCGUAAAAUUUUGCCUACGCUUUUUAAGAAAAUAGGAUAUCAAGAAAUUCCUAAUGAGAAUGAUCUUACUAAAUGUUUAAGACAAGAAAUUGCAAAGUGGGCAUGUGUGCUCGGUGACUCCGAUUGCAGAAUUAAUGCCACAUCUAGACUGGAAUGGCAUUUUACCAAUCCUGAAAAGCACAAAAUUUUACCAUGGUGGAAAGAAUGGACAUUCUGUAAAGGUUUGAUAAAAGCAAACGGUUCUAUUUGGAUGAAAAUGCUGGAUAUAUCUGAAAGGGAACAUGAUAAACAAAUUUUAGAAUACUUGACUUGCUCUGAAAAUCCUAAUAUUAUUCAAAUAUAUUUAAAUAAGAUAACGGAAAAUAUGUCACUAAAAAUUAAUGAUCGUGUUAAUAUUUUCCUUCGUAUUAUCGCAAAGCAUGCAAAGAACAUUGAAAUAUUGGAAUAUAUAUUGGAGAAUUUCGAAAAAAUAAAACCCAGAGAAGUCAAUGUGUUUGCGGCAUUAACUGUUAUUCUUAACCAUGGAAAUAUUGAAAAGCAAGAAAACGCGAUUUUAAGUAAAUUCGUAACAUAUGUUAAGGAAGAACUAAUAAUAAGAACUAUUCGGUUUAAGUUAUUCAGUCGAAAAAUACGACAGGAAAAGAUACAGAAAAUUAUGUCAAGUAAUUAUUCGAAGGAAAACGUUAUGCAUAAUACAGAAAAACCGGAAAUACCAAUAAAUGAAAGCGCCAAAGAAGAGGAUGUCCCGUAA
This is a messenger RNA of Trachymyrmex cornetzi, 1034 nucleotides long. Its product is annotated as aminopeptidase N-like. Gene Ontology annotation, biological process: peptide catabolic process; proteolysis. Gene Ontology annotation, cellular component: cytoplasm; membrane. The record is from RefSeq and is a predicted model, not a curated record. Lineage: Eukaryota; Metazoa; Arthropoda; Insecta; Hymenoptera; Formicidae. The transcript has 7 exons. The annotation marks the transcript as partial. Gene Ontology annotation, molecular function: peptide binding; zinc ion binding; metalloaminopeptidase activity.